Messenger RNA from Hyaloscypha bicolor E, 939 nucleotides. RefSeq lists its product as uncharacterized. The record is from RefSeq and is a predicted model, not a curated record. Lineage: Eukaryota; Fungi; Ascomycota; Leotiomycetes; Helotiales; Hyaloscyphaceae. The coding region runs from base 1 to 939 and encodes 312 amino acids. The transcript has a single exon.
AUGUCGGACGCCAAAGCCCACCAAGAAGGAGACCUCCCCUUUACAGGAGCAGAUACAUCUAACCGACGUAUUACGGAGUACUUCACACCUCCUCCGAACUACCCCGGCACCGGAUCAUACGAGAUGGACAAUCUUCCACCUCAAGAGCCAGGAGCAAACCAUAAUCGAGAAGCAGUUGGAGUCCCUGGAGUCCCUGGAGCCCCUGGAGCCCCUGGAGCCCCUGGGGCGGCACAAGAGGAAGCUUUUGACUUCCAAUUCUUCGCACCGCAGAAGAACGCGAGACGAUACCUCUUUGUUCUGGUGAUCAUUCUGACGUUGGUCAUUGUCGGUUUGGCUGCUGUCGCCGGAAUACUUGGUCACAAACUGAACACGGUACCUAAGCCACACAAUAGCACAAUCACAAUCACAUUGACGGUGACAGAGCGGCCCGCCUCCACCUACAUUCAUUCGGCGACGUUAAGUACGUCAACGAGCACGACAGUUGGAUUUUCAGCAACGAUCACUCCGGUCAAGACUAUCUCGGUGCCACAAAGUGAGACAGCUACUGGUACACCGCCACUCAGACCAACUUCAUCACCAACCCAAGACUCAGUUCCGCACGCAACUUGUUCAGCCUUAGCAUUUGCUGGAGGAGGAGUUAACGUCAGUAUUUGGACAAACUACAUAACUACAAACCGCAAUGUCUUAGCCCUGGAGACUGCCUUGGACUUGCGCUGCCAGGGGCAGGUAGACAUCGUAAAUUGGAAAACCAGUGCUCUUGACAAGACUUGGAUGAUCCGACCUCAUGGCACAGAGUGGACAUCAGACGAGGUCUUCGAGUUCUAUGUGAUGGAGAUCGAGCUUCCGAAGGGUCUACAGUGUAUUAAACAGGGCAUCAUCGAUGCUGGCGGUCCGUCAGACACUCAGGACUGCGACUUCGACCCUAAGCCUGCUAUUUGA